AUGGGAAUGGGUAAAGCGACGGCGAUGGUAUUUGCCGCCGCAGGCGCAAGUGUCGUCCUCGCCGACAUCAACGAGACCAUGGGUCGCAAAGCGGCAGAGGAUAUCAAGCAUAACGGCGGCAAGGCGCAUUUUGUCAAGACAGACGUCUCGAAUUCCGAAUCGGUCAAGAAUCUGGUCGCCGAGACGGUAUCACAGUUUGGAAAGCUCGAUGUCGCCGUCAACAACGCCGCGCUGACUCCAGAUAAGACGCCCACGGGCGACUUCGAUGAAGCGUACUUCGAUCGAGUGAUUGCCGUCAAUCUAAAGGGUCCGGCACUAUGUAUGAAAUGGGAAUUGCAGCAAAUGACCAAACAGGGACACGGAGGCUCGAUCAUCAACAUUGCGUCGAUCAAUGCUUUCAAGCCGCAGUACAACAUGCCUGCCUACACAGCAUCCAAGCAUGCGGUUGUCGGGUUGACCAAGACGGCCGCACUGGAAUAUGGCGCGCAGGGGAUCAGGGUAAACACGAUUGCUCCUGGAGCUAUUCUGACGGAGAUGUCGGCUGCCAGUUUGAAAUCUAUUGGCACGAGCCAUGAGGCUUUUGCCGAUGUGAGCUACCUCAAGCGUUGGGCGGCUCCCCACGAGGUUGCCCAAGGCUCGUUGUGGUUGGCCUCGGACGCAGCUUCGUACGUGACAGGUAUCACGCUCCCUGUGUGCGGUGGCUAUUCUACGAGAUGA
Exophiala xenobiotica is the source of this 717-nucleotide messenger RNA. RefSeq lists its product as uncharacterized. Lineage: Eukaryota; Fungi; Ascomycota; Eurotiomycetes; Chaetothyriales; Herpotrichiellaceae. Bases 1 to 717 code for a protein of 238 amino acids. The record is from RefSeq and is a predicted model, not a curated record. Gene Ontology annotation, molecular function: oxidoreductase activity. The transcript has 2 exons.